Messenger RNA from Penaeus indicus, 1582 nucleotides. RefSeq names its product ETS-related transcription factor Elf-1-like. Gene Ontology annotation, biological process: cell differentiation; regulation of transcription by RNA polymerase II. Gene Ontology annotation, molecular function: DNA-binding transcription factor activity, RNA polymerase II-specific; sequence-specific DNA binding. NCBI's taxonomy places the organism in Eukaryota, Metazoa, Arthropoda, Malacostraca, Decapoda, Penaeidae. Bases 138 to 905 code for a protein of 255 amino acids. Gene Ontology annotation, cellular component: nucleus. The record is from RefSeq and is a predicted model, not a curated record. The transcript is spliced from 5 exons.
GCGCUGUCUGGUAGUCCCGCGCGCGAGCCGAGGGCGAGGUGAGCGGGCAGCACGAGUUUCCUUUGGGGCGUGAGGCGAGCGACGCGCCGCGAGAUCCCGCAGGGCUCCAUCCUGUUUGUGUCGUCGGGAAGAGGAAAAUGUAUUUGGGAGAAACAGUAAAGUAUUCGGCGGGCUUCUGCGGCCACUUCCCCGCCGCGUCGAGCUACGAUGACCCGGAAGCAGCACAGUUCAGCCUCUGCGCCUCGUGCAUCGCGGAUAUGGCCAGCCUGAUCAGCAUCAAGUGCAGCAUUCCAACGGCGGUGGGCAAGUCGAUCCCCUUCGGACUCCUCUCUACAAAGGAUAUCUCAUCUCCGCAUUCCCCAGUGUGUGUUCAGCGCGAUCACUCCAGCCACGCUCUCUCGCCAAGGGUUUUCCAAAAGCUGUCUGACUCGGCGAGCGGAGCCGCGUCGCCCUCUCGCUCUGGCGAUCCUUCUGUGUGUGAGAAGCGAGAAAGAACGGCGGACGUCCUGGGGAACGCACAGGCCGCGCGUCCGACGAAGCCCUUAGCUAAUGGAGGCAAGCAGAAGCCGAGGACGUCUCGAAAGGACACUGGGAUGGUGUGGGAGUUCUUGCGGAGCCUCCUGCAGGACCCGCAGGCGAACCCGGCCAUCAUCAGGUGGGAGAGCCCCCAGGAGGGCCGCUUCCGCCUGGUCCAGCCGGAGGAGGUGGCCAGGCGCUGGGGGGCCGUCAAGGGGAACAGCAGCAUGAACUAUGAGAAGUUCGGCCGGGCCAUGAGGUACCAGUACAAGAUCAAGACCCUGAAGAGAGCGAAGCAGAAGUUGGUCUACAAAUUCGGGACCAACGCCUCGGGCUGGCAGUGCUCAGAUCGACGCGCGGAGAUGAGUACCAAGGAGGGCGUGGCUUGAAGUCAAGGGCACCGUACGACUCAUGGAAUUGCUGUUCGCUGUUUGACUGGAUAAUUUAGCAUAUCCGAGCUCGAUAUGAGUAUUUAUGAGCAUGAUGAUGAGGAAGAAAGGGCGUUGUGAUGUGAGGUGUAAAGACGAGGGGAAAUUACCUAGAGUUUUAGAGGUGAUAAAACCGAGUGCAGUAAAAUGUCUGAACAGAAAGGACAAUUGUAUGAACAUGAACACUGUAUACUGCUUUACAAUGCGAUUGUGAUGUUCUCUAUUGAUCUGUUUUUUUUUUUUUUUAGCUUUGUAUGUUAGCGAUUUUUAUAUAAUUUCUACUUAUAUUUUGCCGUACUCUGAAACUGGAAGUAAAUGUACAACAUUGUAACGAACAUUUAGCAUUGUCUUUCUUUGAGGGAUAUUUUAUGCUACAGCAGAUUCAAACAAAUUCUUGCCAUGCAACCUGAAAAAAGAGAAAGAAUUUCAAGUGUUCUGUUGGCGCCAGGGCUACAACUGGUGGUGGUAUGAUGCUGUGGCCUUAGUGCCGUUAUUGGUGUCUUCGAAGAAAGCUUCCUGUUACUGGCGCUGGUGUGUGCAAUCUGGCUGUUUGGUUCUGUGAAGUUUGCAGAUGUCUUAUGUGUAUAUUUUAAGAUUAAACUAUUAUCUAUAUUCUGUGAAUAAACACUAAAACGUUA